AUGAAGCUCGCCAAGAUAUGUCCUACUACUCGUUUCAACGACAAAAAUGAAGAGAUUGGUUCAUCGGCCUGGAAUAUGGAUGAUUUAAAGUGGAUGCACGGAUACUUCAGAUACGGUUUCUGUGCUACGUCUAGUUUUUCUUAA
Sclerotinia sclerotiorum 1980 UF-70 is the source of this 144-nucleotide messenger RNA. RefSeq lists its product with no specific name. Lineage: Eukaryota; Fungi; Ascomycota; Leotiomycetes; Helotiales; Sclerotiniaceae. The transcript has a single exon. The record is from RefSeq and is a predicted model, not a curated record. The coding region runs from base 1 to 144 and encodes 47 amino acids.